GAAUACUACAUCAAAAAUUGCUCUUUCUGCUUGCUUUUUUUCCCUUCUUUUUUUAAAAAAAAAGCCUCCAGUCAAGUUCUGAUUGGAAUGAGAUUUCUCGCAUCCAAAUAAAAAACUGAUUGAUGAGCUCUUUAUGGAUAAGUGAAUAUAUUUCACUUAUCCUGAUCUUAAUUACACGCAGUUUUUUUUUGCGUAAGAAAAAAUUGCAGGCAGUGAGAAAAGCUCCUUGAUUUUCAGCAGAUUUUUGUGGAUCUUUAGUGAUACAAGAAAACUUUUUUGUGUUUCGAAACUUGCAAUAUUUUUUUUUAUUUUUGUUCUGAUCAUCAAAAUUUUGCUCGUUUUUCGUUUAUUGUAUUAUGCGAACAUUCUCCGUUUUUAAAAUAUAUAAUCAGCUAAGUUUUUCAUUAAAGUUAAUUAUCUUUAAAUUGUCUUGAUCUGUGGCAGAGAAUAAUUGUCAAGUAUUGGAUCUUCCAGGCAUCGGCCUGCGAGAAAUUAAAAAAAGAAUAUCUCAGAACGAGACCAACUUGAAAGAUACUGAAUGGAGAAAACAGAACAAGCCUCUUAUGAAGCUGAAAAUACACAUGUAGAUGAGGUAGAAAACAAAAGAACUGUUUUAAAAUGGAUUUUCUCCCAUAUCCUAGAUGUUAUGUUUUAUGUGGGAAUGUGUUAUCAUUUAUUUAUUUGUCCAUAUACAAAAGUAGAAGAGAGCUUCAACAUGCAAGCCAUACAUGAUCUUCUAUAUCAUGGCCCUGAUAUUUCAAAGUAUGAUCAUUUAGAAUUUCCUGGUGUUGUACCACGUACAUUUUUGGGACCAAUUGUUGUUGCCAUGUUGUCAUCUCCAGUGUUGUUUCUUGUUAAUAUUAUAGGACUAAACAAAUUUUUCAUGCAGUAUGUUGUUCGCUUAGUAUUGGGAUCCUUAGUGUUUAUAGCUUUUCAAAAGUUUAAAAGUUCUGUUAAACAUCAAUUUGGCUCUGUUGUUUCUUCUUGGCUGCUGAUUAUUACUUUAUCACAAUUUCAUUUUCUGUUUUACAUGACUCGACCAUUGCCCAAUACAUUUGCAUUGAUAUUAG
Molecule: messenger RNA, 1070 nt
Organism: Parasteatoda tepidariorum (common house spider)
Lineage: Eukaryota; Metazoa; Arthropoda; Arachnida; Araneae; Theridiidae
Source: RefSeq, a predicted model, not a curated record